AUUUGUCAAAUGUCUUCAGACGACCGCGGAGUCUUAAUGGCAACAGGAACAGGAGAAUCAGAAUAAUGCACUAAAAAGGAAUCUGGAGUUUUCCUUCUCCUGCACGCCAGCAAGCAUUGAAGUGGGUGUGAGGCCAAGCAUAGUUUGGUUGAGAAACAUUGAUAUCGUUUUCAAUUUGCACGCUGUAACUUCACUGAAGCAAUGGAAGUUUCAAGCAAUGAAGACACAGAACAGAGCGAUACGUCAGUGGCUUCAUCGACCAGCAUCCAUUCCAUGGAUAACGGGAAUCGGUCGAGGGCAUUGAAAGAUCCAAGGAUCAUAGCUAGAAGCUAUCAAUUAGAGCUUUGUAAGAAGGCUCUAAAGGAGAAUGUAAUUGUGUACUUGGGGACGGGUUGCGGGAAGACUCAUAUCGCAGUGCUGCUUAUGUAUGAGCUCCGUCACCUGAUCAGUAAACCUAAGAAAAACGUCUGUGUUUUUCUUGCACCUACGGUACCUCUGGUUCGGCAGCAAGCGAAGGUCAUUGAGGACUCCAUUAAUUUCAAGGUUGGUAGCUAUUUUGGCAACUCAAGGCGUUUGAAGAGCCACCUUGAAUGGGAAAAGGAGACUGAGCAGUAUGAGGUACUUGUUAUGACCCCUCAAAUACUUAUCCGCAAUUUACAUCAUUGCUUCAUGCGAAUGGAGCUAAUUGAACUUUUGAUAUUUGAUGAAUGUCAUCAUGCACAAGCUACAAGCAGUCAUCCUUAUGCACAAAUCAUGAAGGAGUUCUAUUAUGCUACUUCCAUGAAACGCCCACGUAUAUUUGGUAUGACUGCAUCUCCUGUUGUAGGGAAAGGUGCAUCAGAUCAAGUUAAUUUACCAAAAUGCAUCAAUAGUCUUGAGAAGUUACUUGAUGCAAAGGUUUAUUCUGUUGAAGAUGAAGAACUAGAAAAUUUCGUGGCAUCACCAAAAGUAAAAGUUUAUUAUUAUGGUCCUGGCAUCUAUAGUAUUUCAAGCUGUAGUUUUACUUGCUCCAAAAAACUUGAGGAGAUAAGAAGCCAGUGCAUAUCAUCUCUGAGCCAGAACACUGGUGAUCGUUGGCAGAUCAGGAAAAACAAGAAGUUGCUAAGGAAGUUGCAUGAAAAUAUGAUAUUUUGUCUACAGAAUCUUGGUCUUUGGGGAGCCAAACAAGCUGCUUCCGUCCUGCUAAGUGGUGAUCGCUUUGAGUGGAACGAAUUGACCGAGACAGAAGACAAUUCUUGUAACAAGUCUGUAGCUGAUCAAUAUUUAAGUCAAACUACUUUGGUGUUUGAUUCUUAUUUCAACAAGGAUGGCAUGGGAUCUGACUCAUCUUGUCUGGAGGCUUUAAAGGAGCCAUUUUUCUCGGAAAAGCUAUUGGCUCUUCUUGAAAUUCUUUCCAACUAUAGGUUACAGGAAAAUAUGAAAUGUAUAGUUUUCGUUAAUAGGAUUAUUGUUGCAAGAUCAUUGUCAUGCAUAAUUAAGAAGCUAAAGUGCCUGGAAGCUUGGCGGUGUGACUUCCUUGUAGGGCUUCACUCUGGAAUGAAGGCUAUGUCACGGAAGACCAUGAAUUCCAUCGUUGAGAAGUUUCGUUCUGGAGAGCUGAAUCUUCUGGUUGCAACUAAAGUGGGUGAAGAAGGACUUGAUAUACAGACUUGUUGCCUUGUAAUACGGUUUGAUUUACCAGAAACUGUUGCAAGUUUUAUACAAUCUAGAGGUCGCGCACGCAUGCCUCAAUCAGAAUAUGCAUUUUUGGUAGACAGGGGAAACCAGAGUGAGCUACACUUGAUUAAUAAUUUUGUGUCUGAUGAAAAUCAGAUGAACAAAGAAAUUACAUGUAGAUCAUCCCUAGAGACAUUUGAUUUUCUGGAAGAAUCAACAUAUAAGGUUGAUUCUACUGGUGCCUCCAUCACUGCUGGAUAUAGUGUUUCACUACUCUACCAUUAUUGUUCCAAACUCCCUCAUGAUGAAUACUUCAACCCUAAACCAGAAUUCUUUUAUUUCAAUGAUUCAAGUGGAACAGUAUGCCACUUAAUCCUUCCAUCUAAUGCUGCAAUUCAUCAAGUUGUAAGCAUGCCCCAACCAUCAAAAGAAGCAGCUAAGAGAAAUGUCUGCCUCAAAGCAUGCAAGGAAUUACAUCUAGUAGGUGCUCUGACAGACCAUCUUCUGCCAGGUCAAGAUGGUGGAAAGGCAGAAGGAUUGUUCUUAACCUCUUCAGGAUCUGAGAUCUCUGAAGGCUUAACCACACCGCAGAGCUGUGAAGAAGAGGGUGAUCAAAGAGAACUUCAUGAGAUGCUAAUACCUGCUGCAUUUAGAGUACCUUGGACUAAUUUGGAGGAUCGUGUCACUCUUAACUUUUAUUUUUUAAGGUUUAAUCCUGUUCCUGAGGACAGGGUGUAUAAAAAAUUUGGUCUAUUUGUAAAAGAAGCUCUCCCAAUAGAGGCUGAAAAUAUGGAGGUUGACCUUCAUCUAGCUCAUGGUAGAAACAGAAUCGUAAAGACAAAGCUUUGUCCUUUUGGGGUCAUUGAAUUUGAUCAAGAAGAGAUGAAACAAGCAGAAUAUUUCCAGGAGUUGUUUCUCAAGCUCAUCCUCAACCGCUCAGAGUUGUUUCCUGAUUUUGUUCCCUUGGGAAAGAAUGAUUCCUCUCAAGCAAGCUCAUCAACUUUCUAUCUGUUGCUUCCUGUCAAGCAGCAUGAGUACAAGGAGAAAAUGACUGUUGAUUGGGAGAUUGUUAAAAGAUGCUUAUCUUCUCCUGUUUUCAGAGUUCAAAUAAAUGGAGCUGAUAGUGAUCAUCUUUCUGUGAGCAACUCAUUAAGACUUGCUAGUGGUCCCAGAAGGAUAUCUGACAUCGUGAACAGCUUAGUGUACUGCCCUCACAGAAAGCUUUUUUUCUUUGUAGCUGGCAUUCUUCCUGGAAUAAAUGGAUACAGCCCUUUUCCUGGAUCACGAUAUUCAAGCUAUUCAGAGUACUAUAUUCAAAAGUUUGGCAUUCAUCUAUCAUAUCCUGAACAGUCUCUUCUGAAGGCAAAACAGCUUUUCCGUUUGAACAACUUACUACACAAUCGGUUGCAAGAGAAUGCAGAGCCACGAGAGGUAAAAGAGCACUUUGUGGAGUUACCUCCAGAACUUUGUUCACUGAGGAUAAUAGGCUUCUCAAAAGAAAUUGGGAGUUCAUUGUCCUUGUUACCAUCAAUAGUGCACCGGUUAGAAAAUUUUCUUGUGGCAAUUGAAUUGAAGGGCAUAUUAUCUGCUUCAUUCCCAGAGGCAUCUGAGGUUACUGCACAUCGUAUAUUAGAAGCACUCACUACAGAGAAUUGCUUGGAGAGAUUUUCUCUUGAAAGGCUUGAAAUUCUUGGUGAUGCUUUUCUCAAGUAUGCAGUUGGUAGAAGCCUUUUCUUGUCAUAUGAAGCACUUGAUGAAGGGCAACUGACCGGGAAGCGUUCUAAUAUUGUAAAUAAUUCUAAUUUGUACAAGCUUGCAACUCAAAGAAACUUACAGGUAUAUAUACGUGAUCAAGCAUUUAAUCCCUGCCAGUUCUUUGCAUUAGGGCAUCCUUGCCCUGUGAUCUGCAAUAAGGAGAUAGAGAAAACUAUUCAUUCUCAACAAGAAAGAUGCAAUAAGAACCAUCAUUGGUUACAGAGGAAGACAAUUGCUGAUGUGGUGGAAGCUCUUGUUGGAGCAUUUAUUGUCGAUAGUGGUUUAAAGGCUGCAACUGCAUUCCUGAGAUGGAUUGGUAUUCAAGUGGAUUAUGAAGCUUCACAAGUUUCUAAGUUUUGUACUGCAAGCAAGGGCUUCAUGUCACUAGCUGAUUCCAUUGAUGUUGGUGACCUGGAAAAAUCAUUGGGUCACCAUUUUCUGCAUAAAGGUCUGCUUCUCCAGGCAUUUGUACACCCUUCUUAUAACAAGCUCUCAGGAGGCAGCUUUCAGAGACUUGAAUUCCUUGGAGAUGCUGUCCUGGAUUACUUAAUUACAUCCUAUCUGUACUCAGUUUAUCCAAAGCUGAAGCCUGGCCAGCUGACUGAUUUGAGGUCAUUGUCUGUAAGCAACAUUUCCUUUGCUGAUGUAGCAGUCAGCAGAUCGUUUCACAAGUAUCUCAUUUAUGAUUCUGAUAGUCUCUGUAAGGCUAUCAAUGAAUAUGUCAAUUUUAUUCAGAGAUCUGCUUCAGAAAAGAGCCAACUUGAGGGGCCAAAGUGUCCAAAGGUACUUGGCGAUUUGGUUGAAUCUUGUGUGGGUGCUAUCCUUCUUGACACUGGGUUGAACUUAAAAAAUGUUUGGAAAAUAAUGCUUUUGUUUUUGGAUCCAAUUAUGAGCUUUUCUAGCCUGCAACUUAACCCUGUCAGAGAACUCCAAGAAUUUUGCCAAUCUCACAACUGGAAGUUAAAAUUUCAAUAUUCAAACAUGGGAGAAAAGUUCUUAGUUGAGGCACAAGUGAAUGGGAAAGAUAUCUGUUUGACUAGUUCUGCAAUUAAUAUCAACAAAAGAGCUGCUCAAAAGAUGACUGCACAAAAAUUAUUUUCAAAAUUGAAGGUUAUGGGUUACAAGCCCAAGAGUUCGUUGGAGGGCAGCCUAAGGUCAACCAAGAAGCAGGAGGCCAAGCUUAUUGGCUAUGAUGAAACACCUAUUGACGUUAUUUUUCCAGACCUGGAUCCUAUGGAGGUACCAGAAGCUUCUAUGUAUUCCCGUGAGCAAACUUCUGAAUUUGUAGCCAUUACUAGUCAACCACCAUUAAAAUUUGAAACAUCUAGAGAGCAUUAUAACGAGAACAGUGAAAACAGUGGUACGGGGGAGCCACAGACUUCAGGUACCGAACAGAAUGCAACAGCAAAAUCUCGUUUGUAUGAGAUUUGUACAUAUAAUUACUGGAAAUCUCCAAUUUUUGAAUGCUAUAAAGAGGAGGGGUUAGACCACUUGAAGCAGUUUACAUUCAAGGUGGUUGUGGAGAUAGAAGAAGCCGCAGAUUUAAUUUUAGAGUGCUUUAGCUCUCCUCAUGCCAAGAAAAAAGCUGCAGCAGAACAUGCAGCAGAAGGGGCACUAUGGUAUUUGCAGCAGCAAGGAUAUUUGUGCAAGGGUGAUUAAUCAUCACUAAAAUUGAGUUUUUGUAAUAUUUUUGUCAUUGGUCCUCUGUAAAAUAGAAAGAACAGUGGGCCAUGAGAAUCUGUAUAUUUUGAAAAAAGGGUAAUGUAUUGUUGUAUUAAUCAGAAUCAAAAGACGUUUCUGUACAAUGAGAACCUGUACGCUACACAAGUAUCCAUCCCUCAAAAAAAAUAGUUGCAGCCAAAAAAGAAGAGUUCAUUAUCCUUGAA
Nelumbo nucifera (sacred lotus) is the source of this 5297-nucleotide messenger RNA. It is a transcript of the gene DCL4, whose product is annotated as dicer-like 4. Gene Ontology annotation, biological process: siRNA processing. Lineage: Eukaryota; Viridiplantae; Streptophyta; Magnoliopsida; Proteales; Nelumbonaceae. Gene Ontology annotation, molecular function: ribonuclease III activity; protein binding; ATP binding. Gene Ontology annotation, cellular component: nucleus; cytoplasm. The record is from RefSeq and is a predicted model, not a curated record.